AUGACGUCAUUGGAAGUGCUCUUCCUUUUCGCACUGUGCAUUAAUUUGCCCUCAGGAUAUCAUGCCCUGGAGAAUCGUCUGAGUCCACGUGAAGAGUUCCGUCCUCGUUUUCAGAACGAGAUUUCUCCCAUCGAAAAUCCGGGGAACUUGGCGCAAACUUCGCUCUUUGUUUCUAUUGCGUUGGCCGGAGUGGCGAUUCUGAUCAGUACGGCGAGUGUGAUCAUCGCCUGGGUUUUUGUUCUAUCGGUUCAUUUCAAGGUGAGAAAAUUAAACGUAUUUUUUUGGGAAUGGAGCUGAAUUUUAAGAUUUUUUCAUUUGUUUUGCAAAAUUUGAGAAUCUAAUCUUCUUCUUUUCAGUACAUUCAACCCUGUCGAUUGGCGGUUGGCAAGCUGGAUCGCUGCAUUUGGUUGAUGGAGAGACGAAUGCUCGCCGACGAUCUCUUGGACCGGCUGAUAACGGAGGGCAAAGUCGAUGUGAGAAAGAAUGACUCCGAAGCCAACAAAAUCCUAGGAACUUUGCAGUAG
Messenger RNA from Bursaphelenchus xylophilus (pine wood nematode), 524 nucleotides. NCBI's taxonomy places the organism in Eukaryota, Metazoa, Nematoda, Chromadorea, Rhabditida, Aphelenchoididae. The record is from the annotation of a GenBank genome assembly.